GGGCGCACACACACAAAAAAAAUAAAAAAUAAAUCAAAGUCCAAGUAGCCGCACCGGCGCCUCUGCUGAACUCAACCAGUCCGCGACCCCGACGAAGAGCGCCGCCGCUUCCUGGCCGGAAGCAACGCCCGCGAUCUGCCCGAAGAGGUCGAAGUCCUGGGCCGUGUAACAGCACGGCCGCCAAAUCAGUUCCCCCGCGCAAAACCAGUUCGCCGGAGCUAAUGGCGACGCCGGCGGGUUCCCACCCCGCCUCGCCGCCGGCGAUACCCGGGAAGGCUGCGGUGGCAGCGUGCGCCGCCAUGGCCGUUUCCUACGUCGCCGUCCUCUACGCCCCCACGCUCCUCCUCCGCCUCCCGCCCGCCACCUCGCUCCGCGCCUUCUUCCACCGCCGCUUCGUGUGCGCGGCCGUGUCCUCCGCCGCCUCCGUCCUCGCCACCGCGGCGCUCCUAGGCGUAUGGAGCUUGAGCGACUCGUCUAAGGCGCUCGCGGUGUUCGGCAUUCGUAGUGAUCACUUGCUCGAGGCAGUAGUGGUUCCACUUCUCCUUACAUCCCUAGUGUAUGCUGGGUCAUUUGUCGCAAGACUCUGGGCCAUGUCAAGCUCGUGUGGCACGGAUGAUGAUGGGGUGGGAGUCAGCUGCACCGAGAAGCUUGCUCGCUGGAUGCAAACCUCCUUACAGGAUGUAAUGGUGUGGCGGAACUACGUAGUGGCACCGUUUACGGAGGAGCUGGUUUUCAGGGCGUGCAUGAUACCUCUUCUUCUGUGUGGAGGAUUCAAAAUGUAUAACAUUAUAUUUCUGAGUCCAAUCUUCUUCAGCCUAGCACACCUAAACCACUUGUUUGAACUUCACCAACAAGGAUGCAACUUUAUGAGAUCUCUCCUGAUUGUUGGUGUCCAAUUAGGCUACACUGUAAUUUUCGGGUGGUAUGCUGCAUUUUUGUUCAUCCGAACAGGGAAUCUUGUGUCUCCUAUUGUUGCUCACAUAUUGUGUAACAUGAUGGGUUUGCCUGUGUUCUCAUCACAGCGAACAAGAGGACUGACAUCGCUAGCGUUUCUGGCCGGUUCAGUAUCCUUCUUUUGUCUUCUUUUCCCUGCUACAAGUCCAAAACUGUACAAUGCGAGGUUAGACGGAUGCAGUUGCUGGCAUGGUUACUGCAGAUGGAGUUAGCACAGGAACUGAGCGUGGGGAACAAUGCUGCAUCCGUUUCUGUGGCUGAGCGUGGGGAACCGAGUGUAUUUGGAUCACCCCACACAAUCCCAACUUAUACAAGGCCCUGUUCUGGAUCACUUCUGCCAUUGUUGUAAAAUACAUUCUUGUAGCUAGCUUGCCCUUCUCUUGCAGUUCAGCAAUUGUUCGCCAAGGAUCAGAAGGCUGUCAAUUUUUGUUUUGAAAGACUUGUCCAAAGCCGGCAUCGUAUGGCUCUUCAAACUAAUCAUGUCAAUUUCUUUAGGGAACUAAUCAUGUCAAAUUGGUUUAGCUUUGAAGAUUCUGCUUUAA
Molecule: messenger RNA, 1496 nt
Organism: Aegilops tauschii subsp. strangulata
Lineage: Eukaryota; Viridiplantae; Streptophyta; Magnoliopsida; Poales; Poaceae
Product: CAAX prenyl protease 2
Biological process (GO): CAAX-box protein processing
Cellular component (GO): endoplasmic reticulum membrane
Molecular function (GO): metalloendopeptidase activity
Source: RefSeq, a predicted model, not a curated record